Pseudovirgaria hyperparasitica is the source of this 1264-nucleotide messenger RNA. RefSeq names its product fructose-bisphosphate aldolase. Gene Ontology annotation, cellular component: cytosol. Bases 60 to 1148 code for a protein of 362 amino acids. NCBI's taxonomy places the organism in Eukaryota, Fungi, Ascomycota, Dothideomycetes, Acrospermales, Acrospermaceae. The transcript has 8 exons. Gene Ontology annotation, biological process: glycolytic process; gluconeogenesis. The record is from RefSeq and is a predicted model, not a curated record. Gene Ontology annotation, molecular function: zinc ion binding; fructose-bisphosphate aldolase activity.
CCACAUCACCAAUUCCUCUCAAUACAACCAUAUAAAAACACCAAUCAGUCUACAGCGCAAUGGGUAUCCUUUCAGACCUCAACAUAAAGCCCGGCGUCAUCUACGGCGAUGAUGUCCUCAAGGUCUUCCAAUACGCUCAGGAGAAGCAAUUCGCUAUUCCCGCCAUUAACGUAACAUCUUCCAGCACCGUUGUUGCCGCUCUCGAGGCUGCCAAGGACAAGAAGUCCCCAAUCGUCCUUCAGUGCUCCCAAGGCGGAGCUGCUUACUUUGCUGGCAAGGGUCUCCCCGACAGCUCUGAGAAGCGUGAGGCCUCCGUAGCCGGUGCCGUCGCUGCCGCGCAUUAUAUUCGCGCAGUUGCGCCUCAUUAUGGAAUCCCAGUAAUCCUCCACACCGAUCACUGCGCAAAGAAGCUCCUGCCAUGGCUGGACGGCAUGUUCGAAGCCGAUGAGGCCGAGUUCAAGCUGACCGGUACUCCUCUAUACUCCUCGCACAUGAUCGAUCUCUCUGAGGAGGAGGUCAAAUUCAACAUUGAGACCACUGCCAAGUACCUAAAGCGCGCUGCACCGAUGAAGCAGUGGCUCGAGAUGGAGAUUGGUAUUACCGGUGGUGAGGAAGACGGUGUCAACAACGAAGAUGUCGACAACAACUCCCUCUACACGCAGCCCGAGGACAUUCUCGAGAUCUACAACACUCUCGCACCCAUCUCGCCUUACUUCUCCAUUGCCGCCGGUUUCGGCAACGUGCACGGUGUGUACAAGCCAGGAAACGUCAAGCUCCACCCCGAACUCCUCGGUAAGCACCAGAAAUUCGUCCAAGAGAAGAUCUCCGCGAAGAGCUCCAAGCCAGUCUUCUUCGUCUUCCACGGUGGCUCGGGAUCAACCAAGGAGGAGUUCAAGCAAGCCAUCAGCUUCGGCGUGGUCAAGGUCAAUCUCGACACCGAUAUGCAAUGGGGCUACCUCAUCGGUGUUCGCGACUACGUUACCAAGAACAUUGAAUACCUGAAGACCCAAGUUGGUAACCCCGAGGGCGCCGACAAGCCCAACAAGAAGAAGUACGACCCCCGUGUGUGGGUCCGUGAGGGUGAGAAGACGAUGAAGGCGCGUGUCGAGGAGGCGCUCGAUGACUUUGCGGCUGCUGGGCAGGCAUAAUCGGAAGAAGAAAAAAGCAUAAACUCCCAACAUUGAGCGGCGAAGGCGGUGUUUACGAGAUUUCAUGUGAUGAUGAUGAUGAUGUUGUUGUUGAUAGCCAGGAGGAUAUCAUGGAG